AUGUUAUCAUUUAGUCUUGGAAAUAAGUCAGCAGCAAAUGCUGUAUCAAAUGCUGUAUCAAAUGCUGUAUCAAAUGCUGUAUCAAAUGCUGUAUCAAAUGCUGUAUCAAAUGCUGUAUCAAAUGCUGUAUCAAAUGCUGUAUCAAAUGCUGUAUCAAAUGCUGUAUCAAAUGCUGUAUCAAAUGCUGUAUCAAAUGAUGUAUCAAAUGCUGUAUCAAAUGAUGUAUCAAAAUGGAGUACUAUUAUGCGUGUGAUCAAUAAGAAAACAGCUAACAUGAUAAUUAAAGUAAUGGACAAUGGAGUAAAAGUAAUUGACAAAGCAAAUGAUAAAGCAAUUGAUAAAGCAAUUGAUAAAGCAAGUGAUAAAGUAAUUGAUAAAGCAAGUGAUAAAGCUAUUGAUAAUGCAAUAGUCAAGGUAAUAAUUAAACGGAUUUAG
Molecule: messenger RNA, 435 nt
Organism: Plasmodium malariae
Lineage: Eukaryota; Apicomplexa; Aconoidasida; Haemosporida; Plasmodiidae
Exons: 3
Coding region: 1-435 (144 amino acids)
Source: RefSeq, a predicted model, not a curated record